Molecule: messenger RNA, 1765 nt
Organism: Merops nubicus (carmine bee-eater)
Lineage: Eukaryota; Metazoa; Chordata; Aves; Coraciiformes; Meropidae
Gene: UBE2G1
Product: ubiquitin-conjugating enzyme E2G 1
Exons: 6
Coding region: 1-507 (168 amino acids)
Biological process (GO): protein polyubiquitination; proteasome-mediated ubiquitin-dependent protein catabolic process
Molecular function (GO): ubiquitin conjugating enzyme activity
Source: RefSeq, a predicted model, not a curated record
AUGAUUGGGUCAAUACCUGAGUCCUGUCCUGCAACUCAGAAGCUCAACAAGAAUCCAGUGGAAGGCUUUUCAGCAGGCUUGAUAGAUGACAAUGAUCUUUAUCGAUGGGAAGUCCUGAUCAUUGGUCCUCCAGAUACACUAUAUGAAGGUGGUGUUUUCAAGGCUCAUCUUACUUUUCCAAAAGACUAUCCACUGAGGCCGCCAAAAAUGAAAUUCAUCACAGAAAUCUGGCAUCCAAACGUUGACAAGAACGGCGACGUCUGCAUUUCAAUUCUUCAUGAGCCUGGAGAAGACAAAUAUGGCUAUGAAAAACCUGAGGAACGCUGGCUUCCCAUUCACACAGUGGAAACUAUCAUGAUUAGUGUUAUUUCUAUGCUGGCAGAUCCCAAUGGUGAUUCUCCUGCUAAUGUUGAUGCAGCGAAAGAGUGGAGAGAAGACAGAAAUGGAGAAUUUAAAAGAAAAGUUGCCCGCUGUGUAAGAAAAAGCCAAGAAACUGCUUUUGAGUGACACUUAUUCAGCAGCUAGUAGCUUCACUUUUUUCAGGGUCUCCAAUUGAGAAACAUGGCACUGUUUUUUUUCCUGCACUCUACCCACCUAUUGCUGGACUUCUGUUGUUACAAGUUGGCAAACACUGGCUGGAACUGGGCUGCAAUAAAACAUGCCAGUUAUCAAUGCUGACAAGAGCCUAACAAGUGCCAACACAAGAUGAUUACGCAUUUUGAAAUCUAAUAAACUGCUUUAACCUUCAGGAAGAAUUGUAAAGAUGUGUACAUAGCACAACAUGAUCCGGAUAAUAUAUAUACUGUUCAUGUACAUCCACAAAUACACAUUGUACCAAAUAAUGCUGUCUGUAGUUAGGAAUAGAAUAAUGUAAAUUCUAAAGAUUUUAGCAGGUUUUUCUCUCCCUGUUCAUUGUUUCCUAUCAGUUUAAGAAAAAACAAAACCAACACAACUUGUGAAGCAUGUCAAACUAAAACCAAUUAGGAUAAAGGGUUUUUUAUUUUAUUUUUUUUCACCCCCCCCUUUAAUUUUCCUUUGACCCUCUGAGGCUUAAUUAAAAUCUCUUGCUUAUUAAAGUUUAGUAUAAUCUUUUCUGGUUUUUGGAAAUGUGCUCCCUUUUAUUUCCCCCAUCAGAACUUAAAAUUUUCCUAAUUAAACCCUGAAAGGAUUUGCUAUCAAUUACUUCUGUCUUCUUCUAUGAUGACCUCUGUAGUAUCAAAGGUGCUUUUUUUUUUUUUUUUUUUUUCCCCUUCCCACCCCUUUUUUAAACCCAAUUGCACAUACUUCUUGAAUUGGGUAUAGCAAUAAAACUGGCCAUGGAGCACCCUUGAGCAGCAGCCUGCUGGAUUUUUAACUUCCAAGGGACUUGAGUGCUUUCACUUGGAAGUUCAGUUGACUAAGUCAAUCCAAGAUAGGAAUGAGCUGCUUUUUUGGGUGAUACUUUUCUUUUUUUUGCAUUUUUCAUUGCCUGUUUGUGGGGUGGGGUGUGUGUGGGGGAGGCUUGGUUUUUUUCUCAAGGUUGAGUUGAAGCAUGCACAGCUAUAGGCUUUCAAAUGACUAACUUCUGGGUUUGGUAUAAAAAAUAGUUUCCCUCCUUUUCCCUUUUCUCUCCUCUGUGGCCCUUCAUAUUCUUUGCCUUCUACUUCAGAGUUUUCCUCACCUACUGUACAAAGAGAAUUGCGAUGUAUAUUUUCAUGUAAUUUGAUUUUUGGAAUUCUGUCACCUUCUGUAGUGAGUUCUUCCAAAAUAUAAUUUUUUCCAAUAA